This is a messenger RNA of Hemiscyllium ocellatum (epaulette shark), 1608 nucleotides long. RefSeq lists its product as uncharacterized. The record is from RefSeq and is a predicted model, not a curated record. Bases 1 to 1608 code for a protein of 535 amino acids. The transcript has a single exon. Lineage: Eukaryota; Metazoa; Chordata; Chondrichthyes; Orectolobiformes; Hemiscylliidae.
AUGACACAUUCAGUUUAUGUCACGACAAAGGGCAAGGGCACCCCCACAAAGGCUGCCCCUCAAUACAAAUUUGUGGAAGAAAUUAUAAGUGAAACGACAAAGGAGGUUGACAUAGCUGAGCUGGAAGACACCAUCCAAACAGUUAUCUCUGACGAUGGUUCCGGUGAAAAAUUUGACGAGGAUGACCAAACCAAGCAGGAAGAUGAAGAAGACAAAGAUGAAGCAACAACAGCCGAAGCUUCAGAUGAAGAGGAGGCUGAGAGGGAGAGCGAAACAAAAGAAGAGCGUGCAGAGGAAGAAGCUAUAGAGGGCAAAGAAGCUGAAGAGGAUGGAACAAUGACAACAGAAGAAUCUGAAGAGAAAGAAAGUGCUGAAGCAAAAGAGAGUAAUGGAGAAGAGACAACAGAAAUAAAAGGUAAAGAUGAAUCUACAAAAACAAAAGAAACGGAAGGGCAAGAUGCUGCUGAAAUGAAAGAUAAUGUUGAAGAAGAAACUGCAGAUUCUAGAGAAGAGGAAGAGAAUACAGAAGCAAAUGAACCUGAAGAACCAGAAACUACAGAAACAAAAGGCAAGGCUGGGCAGCAAGAAGUUAAAGACAUUGCAGAGGAAAAAGCUCCUGAAAGAAAACAGGGCAAAGAAGACAGCACAGAGAGAAAAGAGUCUGCAACACAAGCAAUAGCAGAAACGAAAACAGAUGCUGAACAGGAAAAAACUGCUGGUGCAAAAGAGAAAGCCGAAAAUGAGAAGCAAGCAGCUAUUGAGAAAGAUCAGACUGAACCAAGCGAUGCUACAGACAAAAGAAAUGGCAAGGAAAAGGAGGAAGACCAUGUGACUCAGCAAAAGGAGGAGUCAAAAGGAACAAGCACAAAUCAAAAAGAUGAGCCCCACCCUGUGGCUGAAGAAAUUGCAGAAGAAAGUAAAGAUACAAAGAAACCAGAGCUAGAGUCAGAUAAAGUAAAAGAAAAGGCAAAAACAGAUGCAAAAGAAGCUGCUUUUCAGGAAUUAGCAAAAGAAAGUGAAAAGCAGACAGUUAAAGUUGAGAAAGUGCAAGCAAGUGAAGUAACAAAGGUGUCAGAAACUUCAGAGCAAACAAAAAAGUCUAUCGAACAACCAAAGGAAGAAAAAGUCAAAGACAAAACAACUGAUGUCCCUAAGAAGGAGGAGAAAGAAACAAGCAAAGACAACACUGUAACAUUGGAAGAAACACAAACUGACAAAGAUAGCGGCAAAAAACAGUCUAGCAAGGAAACUGAAGAAAAAAUGGUGAAAACCUCAGAAGCAGAGAAAGUGCAAGAAAAAGUUACAAGUGAUACUUCUGAAAGCAAGAGCACACAAUCAAUAGACAGAACAGCAGAGGCCAUCAUAAAUGGCUUGGAUAUCAAAAUAGAUAAAGAAGAUAUAGAAGUUGAAACUGACAAGAAAACUACAAAAGUCUCAACACAGGUUGUGCAGAAAAUUGCAGAGGAAACUAUUAAAAGCACAGAAGAGAUUGUGAAAAUCACAAUGACCAGCACAAUGAAAAAAGAAGUGAUUGAUGAAACAAAAAAGGAAGAAAAAUCCAUGUCAGCUUCAUCAUAUACUCAAAGUGAAGCCAAAGGAAGUAUAUGA